UUCAUCUUUUAUUUCUUAGCUACCCUAGGCCUUUUUUAUGAGAUUAAUCUGGCCUCUGCACUAAAGGAUGCACGUCUUUCUGGAGACAGAAGCUGCACAGAUGGAGAACCAAAGAGUGAUCUACUCUGAUAUAAAUCAGGCUCAAACCCAAAAGAAGCAGCAAAGGAAACCGAUGGGCACUAACAGCUCCGUUUCAGAACACGAACAAGAAAUAACCUAUGUGGAGUUAAACCUUCAAAGAGCAGCUCAAGAUCUUCAAGGGGAUGACAAAGCUUACCACUGCAAAGAUUUACUGUUACCUGCAGAGAAGCUCAUUGCUGGAAUCCUGGGAGUUAUCUGUCUUGUCUUAAUUUCUGAGUUGAUAACAAGAGUUGUCAUUCUCUCAACACAGAAGCAGAGCAAUUCUUUCCAGACUAUGAGAACUCAGAAAGCUUAUUAUUGUGGUCAUUGUCCAGAGGAGUGGUUCACAUAUUCCAACAAUUGUUAUUCCAUUAAUAAGGAACGCAAAACCUGGAAUGAAAGUUUGAGGGACUGUGCUUCUAAGAACUCCACUCUGCUUUAUAUAGAUAAUUUAGAAGAAAUGAAAUUUCUGGGCUCCCUGUCACAACAAUCAUGGAUUGGAGUUUUUCGUAAUAGCAGCAAUCGUCCAUGGGUGUCAAUAAAUGGCUCCACUUUCAAAUUGAAUAUAUCAGAAGCAAACCCUGGCAAAUAUAACUGUGCUUUGCUAAACCUCCAUCAUAUUCGGACAGAUGAAUGUGGAUCUUCAAACAUAUAUCACUGCGCAGUGGCUCAUGCCUGUAAUCCUAGCACUCUGGCAGGCCAAGGCAGGAGGAUUGCCCUGAACUCACAGGUUCAAGACCAGCCUGAUCAAGAGUAAGACCCUGUCUCUAAAAAAUAGCCAGGGAUUGUGAUGGGCACCUGUAGUCACAGCUACUUGGGAGGCUGAGGCAAGAGAAUCAUUUGAGCCCAGAAGUUUGAGGUUGCUGUGAGUUGUGAUGCCACAGCACUACACCUAGGGUGACAAAGUGAGAUUUGACUAAAAAGAACAAUAAUAAUAAUAAUAAUAAUAAUAAUCACAUUUGUAGGAUAAUACACACACCACAUAGGAUGUCAUUGCUUUUGUGUCUGGCUCCUUUUUGGUUAACAUUGUGUUUGUAGAAUUUAGACUUUGGAAAAAUUGAGUGUUAUGUUAUCUAUUUAUAUAAAAUACCAAGAAUUGGCAAACUUACAGAGAAACAAAUUGGAAUAAUGUUGUCCAAAGGGUGAGUGAGAGGUAGUGACCACUAAUUGCUACAUGUUUUCUUUGUGGGGUAAUGAAAAUUUUCUAAAUUUUAAAAGUGUUUUUUGCUGUAACUCUGCAAAUAUACAAUACUUAAUGAAUUUAUACACUUUAAAUGAAUGAAAUAUAUGCUAUCUACA
Nycticebus coucang (slow loris) is the source of this 1419-nucleotide messenger RNA. Its product is annotated as NKG2-A/NKG2-B type II integral membrane protein-like. Gene Ontology annotation, biological process: positive regulation of natural killer cell mediated cytotoxicity; stimulatory C-type lectin receptor signaling pathway. NCBI's taxonomy places the organism in Eukaryota, Metazoa, Chordata, Mammalia, Primates, Lorisidae. The transcript has 8 exons. Bases 68 to 877 code for a protein of 269 amino acids. The record is from RefSeq and is a predicted model, not a curated record.